GUAAACCAAGAAGGGAGAAGAAAAACCCUCAAGCCGGCGUUCUCUUCUCUCUUUCUUUUGUUUGGUCAUUUGAGAUUAGAGAGAAAUGCAGAGAUUGAGAUCUCAGCAGUUACUAAGAAGGCCUCUCUGGGAGAGCAGGAGGCUUGGAGGAGGGUAUUGCACGAGCUCCUCCUCCGAAAAGAUCGUAGCUUCGGUGCUUUUCGAGAGAUUACGCGUUGUGAUUCCCAAACCAGAUCCUGCUGUCUACGCCUUUCAGGAGUUCAAAUUCAAUUGGCAACAGCAGUUUCGCCGUAGAUACCCAGAUGAGUUCUUGGACAUUGCUAAGAACAGAGCCAAGGGUGAAUAUCAAAUGGACUAUGUACCUGCUCCCAGAAUCACUGAGGCUGACAAGAAUAACGAUAGGAAGUCAUUAUACAGAGCUCUUGACAAAAAGUUGUAUCUUCUCAUCUUCGGCAAGCCUUUUGGAGCUACUAGUGACGAACCUGUCUGGCAUUUCCCUGAGAAAGUGUAUGAUUCUGAGCCAACUCUUCGCAAGUGUGCUGAAUCUGCUUUGAAGUCAGUGUUAGGAGACCUGACUCACACAUACUUUGUUGGAAAUGCUCCAAUGGCUCACAUGGCUAUUCAACCUACUGAAGAAACACCUGAUUUGCCAUCUUACAAGAGGUUCUUCUUCAAAUGCAGUGUAGUAGCAGCGUCCAAGUACAACAUAAGUAACUGCGAGGAUUUUGUGUGGGUUACCAAAGAUGAGCUUUUGGAGUUCCUCCCUGAGCAAGCUGAGUUCUUCAACAAGAUGAUAAUUAGCUGAGAAGAGUCACUGAGUCACAGCACAAAAUAAAACUCCUUUUUUCUUUUCUCUUUUCCUUCUAGUUCUCCUGAGGAAGAUAGAAAAACUUUUUAAGACAUUAUAUAUCGUGUGUGAAGGUCUUUGUUAUAACUAAGACCAAACGAUGUUUCUUGUUUUGUAGUCACGCACAUGUGGUGUGUGAGGUCACAUUAGGUUUUUUUUUUAUGUUGACUUAGGGCUGGGCAAAAAACCCGGAUCCGAAGAA
This is a messenger RNA of Brassica oleracea var. oleracea, 1049 nucleotides long. RefSeq names its product 39S ribosomal protein L46, mitochondrial-like. The record is from RefSeq and is a predicted model, not a curated record. Gene Ontology annotation, cellular component: mitochondrial large ribosomal subunit. Lineage: Eukaryota; Viridiplantae; Streptophyta; Magnoliopsida; Brassicales; Brassicaceae. Gene Ontology annotation, molecular function: structural constituent of ribosome. The coding region runs from base 86 to 805 and encodes 239 amino acids. The transcript is spliced from 6 exons.